UGACUAGAUAAUGCCGUUUUGUGUUUGUGUUUCUUUUCAUUAUCUCUUUUUCUCUGUGUUUUCAAAUGUGGCGCUCCGUGCGUCAUGGCCACCUGACUCCCUCUCUCUCUCUCUAGCGAAUAUGUUCCGACGAAGCGGCGGUAGAGACGUACAGACCACUUGCACUGUUUGUGUUGAUGUUGAGGACGGGUAUGCCCCAUGCUCUUGUGCGUAGAGGCGUACAAACGUAUAACAAUAACGGGAUAUUGCGCGCCUAGUGCAUGCUUUGGCGGCAGAAGAAGUUGGUGCAUAGAGGACGCGUUAUCGGCUGGUGCAUCGCAUCUUUGUGGCAGAGGCCUGUCGGCGGUGUGCAGAAGCCGGGGGCUGGAUUUGGUAUGUCGCAGGGACGCACUGUCAGUGCAAUGAAAGCAGGAAGAGGAGAGAGGAGGGCACCCUUUAUGACCCAGGACUGAUGUUAAGCCAAACCAGUGUCAUAAAGUGAUGGCAGUGCGACCUCAGCCUAUCUACAGUGCCCACAGAUCACUACAGAUGGACAGGCUGCACACCUGAGCUCCAGCCGUGCCCCUGCUCCUGUCCCUCUGCCUCCCCCUACACCCCUCCUCUUCCUCCUCCUCCUCUCCCUCUCUCCUUCUGCCUGUCCCUCUGGUUCACCCUUUGUCAACCCCACAACUGUAUCUUUGGACUAUGGCGUGUUGUGGUCGCUCCCUGGACUCUCCCUGCACACUGGCACUGCUGAUUGGUUUCCAGUUUGCCUUUGUGCUAUAUUUUUCUCUUGGUGGAUUCAAAGGGUUAGUUUCAGUGCUUGUUCACACCAUAGAGCCAGAGUUUGACUACUCAAGACCCCAUGACGUCUACACCAACUUAAGUCAUUUGGGAGUACCACCUCCACCACCCCGCAAUGUCGGCAUGGGACCACCACCAACAGGACCUCCGCUUAAAGACUGCCAGAUUCCCUCACCUUUGCUAGUUGGUCCAGUGUCAGUGCGCCUGUCCUCACCCCUGUCCAUGGAGGAGAUCAGGCAGAGGAACCCGCUGGUGCAGCCCGGAGGCCGAUACAGACCUCCAGACUGUGAGCCACAGCACCACACAGCUAUAGUGGUGCCUUACAGAAACAGACAAACUCAUCUGAGGGCACUGCUCUACCACCUGCACCCCUUUCUACAGAGGCAGCAGAUUCACUACAGCAUUUAUAUAGUCCAGCAGUGGGGAAACAGUACCUUUAAUCGAGCUAAACUUCUAAAUGUCGGGGUCCGAGAGGCGCUCAGAGAUGAAGACUGGAGCUGUAUUUUUCUGCAUGACGUGGAUUUACUUCCAGAAAAUGAUCACAACACCUACACCUGCCACAAACAGUUCCCCACACACCUCUCAGUGGCUAUGGACAAGUUUAGAUACAGACUUCCAUACCCACAGUAUUUUGGAGGGGUGUCUGCUGUGACUCCAGACCAGUAUAUGAAAAUGAAUGGCUUCCCAAACCAGUACUGGGGAUGGGGCGGGGAGGAUGAUGACAUUGCUGCCAGAGUUCGAUUGUCUGGUAUGAAGAUUGUGCGCCCCCCAGUGGCCAUUGGACAUUAUAAAAUGAUCAAACAUAAAGGAGACAGAGGAAAUGAACAGAAUCCACGAAGAUUUGACCUGCUGAAGAGGACCAGGCUAAACUGGCGCUCUGAUGGCCUUAACUCUCUGACAUAUGAGCUCCUGUCUAAAGAGCUGGAGCCCCUCUACACCAACCUCACCGUCAACAUUGGAGACGACCCUCACCUGCCUCACGGAAAAGUCCCAAAUCCUGCCAAAGUACCAGUCCCACAUGCCAGCAACCAGAAUGGACCAAAACAGGAACCAGAACCAGAGAUCCACAGAACUGCUGCAGCCAAUACAACUGUCAGUGUGAAAACAGAACUAACUAAAGUAAAUGGGACCACGCAAAGGAAGGCCCAUUAAACUCCAGAGGAGAAAUAACUACUUACUGCUGCAUUAAGACAGAAACUGAAUGAUCAACUCAGUCAUAUCCAAGUAACCAUUCCCAGUAUAAUAACCAAGACAGUCAAUAGAUGCUGCUUUAUUAGACUAAAUCAAACAGGCAUAACAUUAUGACCACAGACAGUGAUGAAGUCAUACCCAGUCUCUUUGUUGACGCUAGGCCUGUCAGGAUAUAUUACUGAAGUAACUAUAUAUAAUACUGAAACCAAACCAUCAAGCAUAAUUAUCCCCCCAAAGGUAUUCUUAAUGUACAAUAAGCUUAAAUAUUGUUGAGCUUUGAUAAAGAACACUUAAUUAACAAGUAAUUGGUUUAUAAUUUGAGUUCAUAAUUCCACCUUCUUCAGCUCAAAUCGAACAAUUUAAGACCAAAAUGAUGAGGCUCACAGCAGCAGUAACAGUAAUUUUUCAAUGUAAAGUCAAACAGAGUUGGAAAUAGAUGAAGCUGAAAGCGUGCCCAUUAACACUUCCUAUUUGUAACGCAGCAUUGGGACUCACGUUAGAUAAGAGAAAUAAGAACCAAGAAAACUUUAAUUGCCAUUAUCAGUGAACAAAAAGAAUACUAAACUUAUAUAAUUAUGACAAAAUUAAAAUGCUUCAUACAAUAAAGUUAAAAUAAAAUAGAGGCUUUUUCUGAAUAUAAGAAAUCACACAUUGGCACCAGGAAUAGGCAUGUGGUCAUAAUGUUAUGCUUGAUGAGUGUAUACAAGCUGUAAGUGACCCACGCAUAUUCAAUGACACUCCAGGCUACUGUUGUCCACUCCAGUGUGGGCGAGCGUUAUCUGUGCCUUCUCUCUUUUCUGUGCAUUUUAUAGACCAAUAGAGAUGCUUUUAGACGUGAUCUGGGGCUUUUUGAACUGUUUUUUCUCUGGCUCAUUGAUCCCAGAUCUUUGUGAGGACUGCCGUUUUAUAACUGUGUGCAUCGCUUAUAAUCCUAGAGUUUAUAUUUCUAUAGAGACUUUUUAUCUUUUAUUUAAUAUUAUGUUUAACUUAUUACAGUCUGGUGCCUCUUUUAGUUUCUAGACAAUCAAAGUAAAUUGGUUUCAUACAACAUACAAGGAAAUACAGUCAUGGCCAGAUAUUCAUUAUAGUGGCAUGAUAGUUGUCGUCUAGUCUAACUAUAUUCUUAAAACACAGAGACUUACAAUACAAUAUAGGUGAAUUUAUACAUUUACUUUGGUGUUGGUGUAAAACAAGCCAGCAAAUGAUAUAUGUGGUGACACAUUCACUUUGAAUGAUAAAGAAGCACUGUGUUUUUUUUUUGUUUUUUUUAGGGCUAGCGACUUGCAGGAAAGAUGCUUACUUGAGCCUAGUGCACUGACUAUUACUUAGUAUACUAUUAACAGCCCAUCUGCUAUAAUUUUCUUCCAACAAACAUCAUUUGACUAUUUUUGUAAAAUAGGCAACAGUUCAUAUGAAUAUAUUCAACACAGCAUAAUUAUCAGAGGUGGAUAAGACACAUUUACUUCACUAGUCUUCUUGAUGAACAGAAAAGUUUUCAGUACCUUUGAUUUGUACAGUCAAACUAAUUUCAUGGUAAAAUGUGUUGCUUGCCAUUCAUUUGGUAGCAGUUUUAUUAGUAGACAGUUCUGUUUAUUUUAGCUGUUUAAUUUCAGCUCAACUCCACUGAGCAUUUUACCUCUACUUGAAUAGUGUCUUUGAACAAACAUGGGCCUAUUUUAUUUGGCUACUUCUACCUCUGAUAAUUAUUAUUAUUAUUCAUCAUUAUAUAGCCAUCAUUAUAAUUUAAACACUGUGCCUCUCGAGUUUCAACCAUCAGCUUGUUAUUGAUAAUUUAUGUUGUUGUUAAAUUGAAUUUAAAAUAUAAUUUAAAAAUGGUGUGUUUAAAUUGCUGUGGUGAAACAGCGCCCUCUGGAGGUGCAGUCUUAUGCAGCGCCAGCUUUUGAUCGAAGCUGCAGUGUUGUGACAUGAAUGUUGAUGAUGAAAAUUGGCCAUUCACAGUUUUCAGCCAAUCCAAUCUUUGCUUUGCGGUUAGCAUAGUGUCACAUGACUGCGUUUGUGAGCUUAAAGGUACAGAACUGCAUUUCCACUGGUUACCUUACCCAAAAACAUGUAGACACUUUUAUGAAUGAAUAGGCCAUUGUUUUAUAUGAAGAGUAAAAUUAUUAAUACAGAGAGAUAUGAUAAUAGUGAUAAUCCAUUGCUGAUAAAUUGUACUUUGUUAGCUUUAUACUACUUACAGGAAAUAUUUAGUUGCAUAUCAAUAAAUAUUAUACAUUUAUCAUAUUGCCUGCUUUAAAGGAUGUUAUGUGAACACAGCCAAUAACCGUUAACUGUGUGCUACCAGAUUGUUCUAUAUUUAUGCAUAGAUUACUGUGUAAAAGGUCACUGUUCAUUUCUGACAGAUUAGGUAUUCUAAAGGCAAAGUGCUGGAUUAUGUGUUGAAUGCAUGUGGCAAUGUUUGUGUGUCAAGUCAUGUUCAGAUUAGAAGACUUCGGCAAAAUGGGACAUGACUGUAUUCAUAGGAAGUGAAUAAAAGUAAUUAUUUAUCACAUA
Messenger RNA from Boleophthalmus pectinirostris (great blue-spotted mudskipper), 4488 nucleotides. It is a transcript of the gene b4galt3, whose product is annotated as UDP-Gal:betaGlcNAc beta 1,4- galactosyltransferase, polypeptide 3. NCBI's taxonomy places the organism in Eukaryota, Metazoa, Chordata, Actinopteri, Gobiiformes, Gobiidae. Gene Ontology annotation, biological process: carbohydrate metabolic process; galactosylceramide biosynthetic process. The record is from RefSeq and is a predicted model, not a curated record. The coding region runs from base 685 to 1935 and encodes 416 amino acids. The transcript is spliced from 8 exons. Gene Ontology annotation, molecular function: glycosyltransferase activity.